AUGACCAAGGCGUUCUUCGAACUGAACAACGUAAUUAACGCGGCACGCACCGAAAGCUUCGCGCUCUGGGCAAACACUCAAGAUGCGAGAAUCGUCCAAGCUCGCCGCAGCAGGCUUCGCGUCCAAACCUUUGACCUCAAAUUCGGCAAAGGUGGAGCCCAAGUGACGUACGAUAUCAGAGUCCGCUGGAAGACGACUGACGAGCUGAGGGGCAAAGAGCUCUACAUUCACCUUUACCGCGCCAUCGGCCAACCUUGGCUGCCAGCAAGACAAUGGGUUCGAGAGCAUCUCGGUAAAGACGUCAUUGGACCAGCCAAGCUGGAGUCAUACAUCAUCGCUACUGGGAGGCCUUUUAACUACGCGGGUCUUCCGAAAGAGUUACAGUUGAUGGUCCUGGGGGCUCUCAUUGGACCAACAAUCUGGCCACGAGCCAAGGUUGAGUGCCGCCGUUGCUGUGAUGCCGACCACAGCGGUGCUACAUGCGGUGCGUUAAAGCGUGUGUUGCGACAUGCCCGUAGCAUUGACGACGAGCUUGCGGCGCUCCUGGGAGAGCACGAUGUCUCACAGUCCGGGUAUCAUGUCGAACCGCCGGAGGACGAGCCCUUGGGCCUAGCAAGUCUUGCUAUCCAGAACGCUGGCUGGCCCAAGAACAUUGGUAUCCAAGCACCGCCUCCAAUCGUCACCAACCACAGCCUUGGAUGCCGAACGCGGCACCGAGCUGGAACGAAACCUUCUUCCGUUGAUGGGUUGACGCGGAAGGACGCCAACGGGAUGAGAGACCUGCUUCUUAUCAGCCGCGAGUUCAGCGUUGAUGUCCAGAAGAUGAUCUGGGAGCCUACCGUCAAGCGAUUCAGAAGCCUGGCUAUACUGUGCGCAUCUAUCCCACUACUCAAGUCCAUAACGUCUUUCAACACCUUUCGCCGAGUAUCACUCAGCAUGAACAACAUUCAGCUGUUCCGCUUCCUCGGUUACAAGAGCAGUGAGAAGAGUGCUUUCAGGACUUGCACCUCCACAUCAGGAGGCACUCGCGACAUCCUGGCCGGCCUAAACAUCCAUCAUUUACAUUUCGACUUCCAACGGCCCACAGUCACCGAGCUUUACGGCCGCUACUACACCGACGAUCCGUGGUCUAACACCAAGAGUGCACCACGUUCAACAGCGUCUUGUCAGAAGACAUUCGUGGAUAUAUUCUUCAUGAUGGCUUUUGACAGCCUUCGCAGCGUGCCGAAGGUAACUUUCUCCGGGUAUACGAAAGAAAGCAACGGGGAGACGUGGGAACCGCUUUUGUCGAAGUCACGAGAGAAUGUUUCGUCUACGUUCUCUUCUGCCAUCUCUGAGAUGAAGGCACGUCCUGUCUCUGAUUUGUGA
Messenger RNA from Alternaria ethzedia, 1368 nucleotides. RefSeq lists its product as uncharacterized. The coding region runs from base 1 to 1368 and encodes 455 amino acids. Lineage: Eukaryota; Fungi; Ascomycota; Dothideomycetes; Pleosporales; Pleosporaceae. The transcript has a single exon. The record is from RefSeq and is a predicted model, not a curated record.